Messenger RNA from Cavenderia fasciculata, 3390 nucleotides. RefSeq lists its product as uncharacterized. Gene Ontology annotation, molecular function: 3-hydroxyisobutyryl-CoA hydrolase activity. Gene Ontology annotation, biological process: L-valine catabolic process. The transcript has 7 exons. Bases 1 to 3390 code for a protein of 1129 amino acids. The record is from RefSeq and is a predicted model, not a curated record. NCBI's taxonomy places the organism in Eukaryota, Evosea, Eumycetozoa, Acytosteliales, Cavenderiaceae.
AUGGAAACUAACCAAUGUGUCUCUAGAAUUGGAGUUAUAGCCAAUCAUCUAAAAAGAGAAAAAUCAAAAUUAGAACCAUUUAAUUCUGUAAAAGAUCCAUUUCUUAUCCCUUUAUCCGAGAGUAAAACCAUACUCUAUCGUCUCUAUGAUAAUGGAUGUCUAAAAAUUAUUAUUAAUAGAACAAGUUUAUUUAAUUCAAUUUCAGUUGAGGUAAUAAAUAAAUUAAUAGAUUUAUUAAAUCAUUUUAAAAAAGAUGAUAAAGUAAAAUGUUUAUUGUUUGUUGGUAUUGGUGAUCAAAUGUAUAGAGGUGAAUCAGAUUUAAAGGAAAUAGUGUAUGUGUACGCCUAUCCAAAACCUGUGAUUACUAUUUGUAAUGGUCCGUGUCGUGGUGGACUUGGAAUGCAUUUACUUUUUAAUUCAAAGUAUUCAAUCAUUACACCAAAUGCAUCGUUUGAAUUAAUUCAUUCUAAAUUGGGAAUUGCCUGUGACAAUGGAUCAAACUAUUACCUAAGUAGAAUGGAAGCUGGAGUAGGUCUUUAUCUUGGUCUGACCUCUGAACGGUUUGAAUAUCGUGAUGCCAUGCAAUUAGGAUUAACAACACAUCUAGCUAUCAUGCCAUCAUCAUUGGAUGAGAUUGUCGAGAAUUUUACAACCAGUUUAAAUAUUGACAAUAUUGAUAGACUCGAUCAAAUAUUAAAUGCAUAUAAAUCCAAAGAAUAUGAUUUACCAAAAUCUACUUUUCAAAUCGGUCCAACAACCGAACUAGGAUUUCUAACACGUACAGGUUGUAUAGAGAGAUGUUUUGGAAGACAUAUUCAUACGAUUAAUGAAAUUGUAGAUUCUCUCAAUCGUGAGAUCCAGACUGCUAGAAAUCACCGAGUUGUCAAAUGGGCCACCAAGAUUAAAAAUCAUCUAUUGACACGUGCCAAACCACUUGCCCUAAAUGCAACUUACGUGUCAUGCGAGACUCUUUCCACUGCACCAUGGAACAAAAUGUCAGAUAGUGAAUAUUCAUCAGAUGAUGAUGAUGAUGAAAUCAAGGAUAAGGAAUUGGCACUUGCAGAAACAAAGUCAAAGUUGAAUUCAAUAUUAGAUUUGGUUAACAAAAGUAGAUCUAUGAAAUCAAGUGUUGAAGAAAAGAUUGAUCAUAGUAUAACUGGAAAAUCAUCUGACAACAAGAAGAAGACUAUUAAAUUAAAGGUUCAGAAACAAGAUAGUAGUAGUAGUGAUGAUGAAAAGGAGGAGGAACAAGAAGAGGGGGAAGAAAAAGAUAUAAAAAAGAAGAAGAAGAAGAAGAAAUCUAAAUCAAAGGUUAAACAAGAUAGUAGUAGUGAUGAUGAAGAGGAGGAAAAAGAGAUUAAAAAGAAAAAGAUAAAGAAAUCUAAAUCAAAGGACGAAAGAAGAUUAAAAAGAAAAGAGGAAAAGAAGAAACAAAAAAAGCUGGAAAAGAAACAACAGAAAAAGAAACAAAGAGAAUUAAAGAAAAAGUUGGUCAAGGAAAAACAAGAACAAGAACAGCAAUCAGACUCUUCUGAUGAGGAGAAAACAAAAGUAGAAAAGGAGAAAAAGGAGGAGGAAGAGGAGGAGGAGGAGGUUGUGGUCCACAAACCAAAACUAUUAUCAAAACUUCACAAAUCACCAGAUAAAUCAUCUACACCAACCAAAAGAACACCAAAGAAAUCACAAGUCCAAACUGAUUAUGAAGCAUUACAAAGAGACGUGGAAUAUAUCUUGGAAAAGGAAAAAAGAGUUUAUGUUCCCGAACCUGUUAUCAAUGAUGUUGAUACUCAAGAUUGUGUUAGAGAAGAAGAUUCUUCAUCAGACAGUGAAUCAGAAAAACGAAACAAACGUCAAAUAGAUAGUAGUAGUAGUAGUGACGACGAUCAAGAAGAGGAACAACAACAACAACAAGAUAGUGAUAGCGAUCCAGAUUAUGAACCACCAUCAAGAAAACAAAAAUCCAAACAAAAGAAAAGAGAUUCAUCACCAAUCAAACAAAAGAGAGAAUCAAAAAAGGAAAGAGAACAACCAUUAAUUUCAAAUGUUGAUAGUAAAAAUUGUAUUAUCAAACCAUCUGCAAUUGUAAAGAAAAGAUCAAUGUUUGAUUUUAUUGAAGCUAUCAAACCUCCUACUAUAGUAGAAUCCGGAUCUGAAUCCUCUGAAGAUGAAAUUGAAUAUGAAGAUGAUGAUUUAAUUAUUAUUUCAAAAUCUAAAAAGAAAGAAGAAAGUGAUGAAGAAGAAGAAAUGGAAAAUGAAUCAUCAAGUGAAGAGGAGGAAGAAGAAGAAGAAGAACAAGAACAGGAAGAAGAAAACUCAGAGGAAGAAGAAGAAGAAUCUAGUAAAGAGGAAGAGGAGGAGGAGGAAACUACAAAUGUAUCAAACAAUCCAACUAAAACAACUCCAUCUCCACCAAAGAGAAAACCAUUGGUUGCACCAGAACCUAUUCAAACACAGGAAAUGGAUACUGAUCCAGAUAUGGUACCAACAAUUGAAGAUGAAGAAGAUGAUGAUGAUGGUAAUGAUGUUAAAGAUCGUGAUACCAAAACAACUGGUGGUAAAUUAUUUACACUUGAACUGGACUUUAAUGAAGAUGAUCAAGAAGAACAAGAACAAGUAUAUAAUGGAAAAGUUGAUAUACAAAUGACAGAUAAAAAUACUAGUGAACAAGAAGAAGAAGAAGAAGAAAAUGAUGAAGAGGAGGAAGAAUCAAGUGAAGAAGAAUAUAAUCAUAAAACCAAAUAUGAAAAUGAUUUAAAAGCACAAGAAGUCAAAUUUUUAAAUCAAGGAAUGAAAUUGAUUAGUGGACAAAUGAGAAAGAGAAAAUCAAAUAUUGACAAUGAUGACUCUUUUGACGAGGAAGAAGAAGAGUUGGAAACUCUUAGAUUUUUAAAGAAAAAGAAAUCAGCCAAAGAAAUCAAGAAUAGUGUAACUUCAUCCCUUUUUACAAUGGACAAUCAACAAGAUGAUCUUUCUGAAGAAGAAGAUACCAAAUCAAAAGUACUCAGACGUUCAUCAUCGUUACUCAAAUCUUCAUCCUCUCAUUCCAAAAAACUUGGUGGUAGUCAAGAGGUUGACUUGUCACAAUCUUACACUCAAGAUGAUAAGGAAUUACUUGAUAUGAUUCAAAAUAAUAAUAGACGUUCUAAAAGCAAUACACAACAAGAACAAAAGAAACAACCAACACAACAAAAAGAACAAACACAACCAACUCAACAACAAUUUAAAUCAUCUUUACCAACAUCUUUAUCAUUUGGUUUUGGUAGUCAUCAUGCAGGAGGUUCCAGUAUGGGUGUUAGUUCCGAAAAAUUACAAGCUUUGGCAAAAAAACAAAAUCAAAAACAAUCCAAUCAACCAACUCAAGCAUUCUUUUUAAAAAAGAAUAAAAAUUAA